UUUCUUUUUAUGUGGCAAAGGCACGGAGACGGUGCCUUGGAUUUGUUUCAGUUCUAAUACUUCGAAAUGGGAUUCGUUAAAGUUGUUAAGAAUAAGCAGUACUUUAAGAGGUAUCAGGUUAAGUUCAAGAGGCGCCGUGAAGGUAAAACCGACUAUUAUGCCCGAAAACGUCUAAUCGUUCAGGACAAGAAUAAGUAUAACACUCCGAAGUACCGUCUCAUUGUACGUCUUUCAAAUAAAGAUGUGACUUGCCAAGUGGCAUAUUCACGUAUUGAGGGAGAUCACAUAGUUUGUGCAGCAUACUCGCAUGAGCUGCCACGUUAUGGUAUCAAGGUUGGUCUCACAAACUAUGCUGCAGCAUAUUGUACUGGUCUCCUGCUGGCAAGAAGACUACUACAAAGACUUGGUCUCGAUUCUUUAUAUGCUGGCACAACUGAAGUUACAGGGGAUGAAUUCAAUGUAGAACCAGUUGACAAUGGACCUGGAGCUUUUAGGUGUUACCUUGAUGUUGGACUGGCACGAACAACUACAGGAGCACGUGUAUUUGGCGCAAUGAAGGGAGCUGUUGAUGGAGGCCUUAAUGUACCACACUCAAUUAAGCGAUUCCCUGGUUAUGAUGCUGAAGCUAAGAAAUUCAAUGCAGAAGUACACAGAUCACAUAUCUUUGGAAUACACGUUGCUGAAUACAUGCGUAAUCUGGAACAAGAAGAUGAAGACUCAUUUAAGAGACAAUUUGGAAAAUACAUUAAACUUGGUGUAAAUGCAGAUGCUAUUGAAAAUCUGUAUAAAAAAGCACAUGAAGCUAUCCGUGCUGACCCAUCCUAUAAGAAGAGAGACAGUAAAAAGGAUCCUGCAAAACAAAAACGAUGGAACAAACGCAAACUGACAUUGGCUGAAAGGAAAAACAGGAUCAAGCAAAAGAAAGAAUCCUUUAUAAAGAGAUUGCAAGCUCAGGCUGAAGCUUAAUCUUUAUUUAUACAGGAAAUAAAUGUUUCUUGGAAUAUA
Messenger RNA from Diatraea saccharalis (sugarcane borer), 1005 nucleotides. Lineage: Eukaryota; Metazoa; Arthropoda; Insecta; Lepidoptera; Crambidae. The record is from the annotation of a GenBank genome assembly.